UUUAUAAUCGGCGCAAAGCAGAGGGUAUUUUUGACCCUUUGCCAAAUAAGAAUGUAUGAAGCCCUAAAACUCUUUCGAACAUAGCAUGGCAGUUUGUUUCAUAGUUAAAGCUUCAAUCCAGCUUCAUUGUAGAGCCAUUGUCAUCCCUUGGGUGCAAAAAUUCAGUGCCAUAAGCUGCUGCCGGAGCAGAGAUUAUAGCGCUUUUCCAGUUAGGCACAUUCCCAAGAGAUCAAAUGAACACCAAGUGUCAGAAGCUGAUUUGCCAAGGAAACACUUUUUGGACAUAGAAAAGCACAGUUUCUUGGACGGGAAUGUUCAGGAAACUGAAUUUUCUGUUGGUGGAAGGUCUAAGUAUGGAGACAUACCUUUUCAUUCCAAGUCUCAAAAUCAUAAACAAAAGCUUAUAACCAGCCUGGACGAUGAGGUUGAAUGGGGGAAGGAAGAUGAAGAUAACGAAGAUAUUGUACUUGAACGUGGUAUAGCUGAAACUGAUAAAGCUAAGCAAGAUGCUGAAAGAAUUGCAGUUCAAUUACUUGCUUCAAGAGCACUUACGGCUGUAGAACUGAAGAAGAAGCUUCUAGGAAGAAAGUUUACACUCAAUGUUGUUAACGCUGUAAUAACAGAUUUCCAUACCAGGGGUUUAAUCAAUGACGGUCUGUAUGCUGAAAUGUUUUCUCGGUCCAGAUGGUCUUCCUCAAGUUGGGGUCCAAGACGAAUCAAGCAAGCCUUAAUCAAGAAGGGUGUAAGCAAAGUGGAUACAGAAAAUGCCAUAAAAAUGGUCUUCAAGAAUGACGAAGCUGGUGAAGAGCAAGAAUCAGGACUUGCUAUGUCAAAACCUUCUAUGGAUCAAUUGUUUGUCCAGGCAUCUAAACAGUGGCUUAAAGGGCAGGGUGUGCCUAGAGAAAAACGUAAAGCAAGGAUUAUUCGUUGGCUUCAGUACCGUGGCUUUGAUUGGAAUGUGGUUAGUUCCAUACUUAAGAAGUUAGAAUCCACCUAUCCUCAAUAGAGUCUCGUUACUCGGUGAAAGAGAUUAUGAUAAUCCGUUUGCUGUUGCCAUAUAGUUGAAUGAGGUAGACAAAAGCAUUGCUUCCUACUGGAUCGGUUAUUCAGUCUAUUUUAGCAAUCUCAAAGAAAGUUUGACGUGUUAAGAUCAACAUAGAAGGCUGGUUGUGUUGGCGAUGACUUCAUCUUACAGAAUUCAAGAGUCCUCAGUCUAUUUUAGCAAUCUCAAAGAAAGUUUGACGUGUUAAGAUCAACAUAGAAGGCUGGUUGUGUUGGCGAUGACUUCAUCUUACAGAAUUCAAGAGUCCUGGAAGUCCUGUUCUGUCAGGAUUGAGCAGUAUCACUAGAAGUAAAUUGUAUGUUGUGCCAUAUACACCAGACUGUAAAUAAGAAUGCUGCCAUUUUCAGUUUGAUGUUUUGUCCCCACACUUUGGUCACAAACUCUGUUAUAGACGAAAGCUUGGUAUUCAACAGGAGAAGAUUUGAGGGGCGAACUCAUUAUCCAUCGAGUUUCGAACUAUGAACUACUAACCCUUAGGAAUUUCUCGGUUAUCAAGAAAGAAUUCCACUUUAUGUUUCCUGCAUGCUUUUCUUAUUGAUAGAAAAUGAUAAAUUUUCAUAUAGUGUGGAAUGUAGACCACAUCGGUCCAAGGAAUGAUGGUUCACUAAUAGUUUCUUUUUUGUAGCCAUCUCUUGAUUUGAGUUAUUCUGUCC
Lycium barbarum (goji berry) is the source of this 1716-nucleotide messenger RNA. RefSeq lists its product as uncharacterized. The transcript is spliced from 6 exons. Lineage: Eukaryota; Viridiplantae; Streptophyta; Magnoliopsida; Solanales; Solanaceae. The record is from RefSeq and is a predicted model, not a curated record. Gene Ontology annotation, biological process: regulation of DNA repair. The coding region runs from base 86 to 1006 and encodes 306 amino acids.